AUGCGUCCAAACGUACGUCUCCUCGCGGCGCCGGUCACGCCCCGGUUUCGACCAGGCCAACGUGCUCCUGCUCUGGCUCUCCUGCCACCCAUUCCUCUGUACCGCCGACUACUCCGCAUCCACCGCAAGAAGCUCAGUCCGGAAGAGCGGGUGUUCGGCGACACCUACCUCAAGGCGGAGUUCCGACGACACCGAGACAUCGAGAACCCUCUCCAUAUUGUUGGAUUUCUGACCGAGUGGCAACAAUACGGACAACAGCUGGAGGGAGACGAUUGGAAGGGGCGAAAGAUCGACAACGACCUCCUUGAGCGGAUGAGCGACCAACAGAUUGGGCAACUAUACGAGCUGAUGCAAGCCAUCCAGACCAGAGGACGGGACAGUGUAGAUGAGGAAGAGGCGGGUUCCAUGUCCCAGGCAAUUGAAGACGCUACGGCAGGUGAUAAAAAGGCGUCCUAA
Messenger RNA from Capronia coronata CBS 617.96, 456 nucleotides. RefSeq lists its product as uncharacterized. The record is from RefSeq and is a predicted model, not a curated record. The transcript has a single exon. Gene Ontology annotation, biological process: mitochondrial respiratory chain complex II assembly; succinate metabolic process. Gene Ontology annotation, cellular component: mitochondrion; mitochondrial intermembrane space. The coding region runs from base 1 to 456 and encodes 151 amino acids. NCBI's taxonomy places the organism in Eukaryota, Fungi, Ascomycota, Eurotiomycetes, Chaetothyriales, Herpotrichiellaceae.